CGUAUGCAUGAUUAGAAAUUUGUGGCUUUAUCCAAAUUCACACUUCCGUUUCGGAACGCAAAAAUAAAUAUUCAAAUACCAUUUGUAUUGCAUCAAAUUCCGACUUCCCUUCCAAAUCGAUCGGAAAUGCAGACCUUGUGACGACGGUCAUGUGAGCCCGUUGGAUGGAUUGAAAUUGUCCAUGGAGAUUGGCAUGAGUCACAGAGAAUGGAACACUUCCUCAUCAGCAUGUGUGCACAUCGGGAUUAGCGUGUGUUUUAAGAUGUACCUGCUUCCCGCACCCUUUUCUUCCUGUGCUGGUCUCGUGACGCGACUCUGAUUGAGUGGAGCUUCGGUGAUAUCAGAUUAACAGAUUUUAGCCUGGCAUUCUUUUUGUUUCUUCUCAUCAUCACCUCAUCAAAUCAAUACAAUAUGCCGCCACGUGGAGGAAACGCAAAAGCCGAAGGCGGUCGUGCGAAAAAGGCAGCGAAUGCAGAUAAGAAAGCAGCCGAAGCAGCAGCUGCUGCAGAAGCAAAAGAAGCGGCACAAUGGGAUGAUCCAGGAAGCAAAAAGGGAAAAGGUAAAGAAAGUGCAGAAGCAAAAGCAGAAAAGAAAGCAGAAGAAGCAAGAAAGAAAGCAGAGCGAGAAAAACUUUUGGCGGAAGAAGAAGCUUCUAUACCGGACGGAGGUAAGAAAGGUGCAGCAAAGAAAGCUGAAAAAGCAGCUUCUGGUGGUAAGAAAAACAACUUUGUACCGAGUGGAAUCGAUGAUGCAAUCACUUCUUUGAGCGCUUCAAAUAUCGAUGAUGCUUUAGACGCUCUUUCGAUCGCAAACGAGAAAACCGAUUCUGCAUCUCAAGGCAGCAAAGCAGCAGGACUUGAACGUCAUCCUGAACGUAGAUUCAAAGCAGCAUUUGAAGCAUUCAAAGAUCGUGAAAUGGCACGAAUCAAACAAGAAAGACCAGGCAUGCGAUCACAACAGUACCAUGACGCUCUUUACAAAGAAUUCCAAAAACACCCAGACAAUCCAUUCAAUCAACUUACCGUCUCUUACGAUGCAACAAAGGACGAAAAAUUGGCUGCACUACAAUCCAAGAGAGACGCAACUGCUCGUCGUUUGGCUGGAGAAUGAGAAUAAUAGCAUUUGUAUGAAAAUUGAGAUAGAAUACAAAAUGAUACAAGAAAUGUACAAGUUCCGCUAUUGUUCUGAAGCACUUGCCAUAUCACCUUGAGACCCAUAAACACGCACCAACAUUUGACGUAAUUCUAAUCUUUGUUGUCUGCGUACUUGUGAGGCAUUGGCAAACGAUUCUAGAGCCGAAUUGGCAGGCAUAAUGAUUUGCGAUGUGAUAUGAUCGUCAAUUGAUCCAACUUUACCUUCUCCGUCUAAAGUAUCACUUUGUGUGGCCAACGCUUGUUCUUUGCAGUAUGCCAUCGUGAACAAGACAUCAUUUGUGAAUCGUCUUUGACCUUCACGAUUUUCCGCUUGUGCCAAAACAUACACUUCACAUGAAUGUGCAUAUGUACGAACGACGAUUGCAGAUAAAAUCAUUAAUUCUCCUACUCCAACUUGAACGUUAAACUCUAAACC
Messenger RNA from Meira miltonrushii, 1569 nucleotides. RefSeq names its product DUF1014-domain-containing protein. The coding region runs from base 412 to 1110 and encodes 232 amino acids. The transcript has 2 exons. The record is from RefSeq and is a predicted model, not a curated record. Gene Ontology annotation, cellular component: nucleus. Gene Ontology annotation, biological process: transcription by RNA polymerase II. NCBI's taxonomy places the organism in Eukaryota, Fungi, Basidiomycota, Exobasidiomycetes, Exobasidiales, Brachybasidiaceae. Gene Ontology annotation, molecular function: transcription coactivator activity.